Osmerus eperlanus (European smelt) is the source of this 3071-nucleotide messenger RNA. RefSeq names its product transmembrane protein 184a (gene tmem184a). Gene Ontology annotation, molecular function: transporter activity. Gene Ontology annotation, cellular component: early endosome membrane. The transcript has 9 exons. Gene Ontology annotation, biological process: transport. Lineage: Eukaryota; Metazoa; Chordata; Actinopteri; Osmeriformes; Osmeridae. Bases 431 to 1675 code for a protein of 414 amino acids. The record is from RefSeq and is a predicted model, not a curated record.
GUCACAUGACGUGACAUCCAUCUACCUCAAUGUGUUUACUUGAAAUUGAUAAUGCAGUCUUGGGAUACGAGUUCACACAUUAAGGACAAUGUAUCCCUUUUUCAUAUAUUAGUCUGAACAUUACUUAUGUCGUGUGUGAAUAUCCAAUUGGUAGUGGACUUCGACCUCAAAACAGCGGUAUCUACCUGUGCUCUGAACAAGGAAGGAAGUGUUGCAUUCUCUCAGGUUCCAUCGACCCGUGGCCAUUUGUUAAUGACAACGCCGACUUUUCACAUUGUCAGUCGAAUUGAGUUUUAGUUUGAAAAACAAAUAAUGUCUAUUUGAUGGUGGCAAGUUCUCAACAGUCACUUUGUCGUGCCAUUAAAUUGUAUUCUUCAAAGUUGAACUUAUUCAAAGGACACAAUCUGUUUAAGAAGCCAAUCUGAGCAAGAUGAACAUCUCUUUGAAGUACAUGGAUCCAAGUUCCGCAGAAAAUGAUACAAUUGUACAUCUAGCAGCACCUAUCCUGCCAGACAAGUCAGACAUCUCCAACAUGACUAUUAUCCGGACAGGGAAUGGAUCAAUAAUAGAAGAUCAAAUGUUUCUCAACACUACAGCCGCUCAAGUGUUGUCAGGGAUAUUUGUGUGGUCCGCACUUAUGAUCACUUGCCAUCAGAUUUACACACACCUGAGGUCAUAUACCGUUCCCAACGAGCAGCGUUACAUCAUUCGUAUCCUCUUCAUCGUGCCAGUCUACGCCUUCGACUCCUGGCUCAGCCUGCUCUUCAUCAGCAAUGACCAGUACUACGUCUACUUUGACUCCGUUCGAGAUUGCUAUGAAGCGUUUGUCAUUUACAAUUUCCUGAGCCUGUCCUUCGAGUAUCUUGGGGGAGAGAGUGCAAUCAUGUCAGAGAUCCGAGGGAAGCCCAUUCAGUCAAGCUGUCUGUACGGUACCUGCUGUUUGGUUGGAAUGAGCUACUCUAUUGGCUUUUUAAGAUUCUGUAAACAGGCAACUCUGCAGUUCUGUGUUGUCAAACCCAUCAUGGCUGUCAUCACCAUCCUCCUGCAGGCCUUUGGCAAAUACCAUGACGGAGACUUUAAUGUGACUGGAGGCUACCUUUACAUAACCAUUAUCUAUAACUUCUCUGUCAGCCUGUCGCUCUACGCUCUCUUCCUCUUCUUCUUUGCUACGAGUGACCUGCUGAGGCCUUACGAACCCGUCCUCAAGUUCCUCACUAUCAAAUCUGUUAUCUUUCUGUCCUUCUGGCAAGGUAUGGUGCUGGCCAUCCUGGAGCGCUGUGGGGUCAUCCCCAACGCCCUAUUCAUCGACGGACAGGAAGUGGGCGCUGGUACGGUGGCAGCAGGCUGGCAGAACUUCACCAUCUGUAUCGAGAUGUUCUUUGCUGCCAUAGCCCUGCGCUACGCCUUCACCUGUACGGUGUAUCAGGAGAAGAAGAACGAAGUGCCAGACAACAACGCCCCCAUGCAGAGCAUCUCUAGCGGCCUCAAGGAGACGAUGAACCCUGGAGAUAUGGUACAGGAUGCCAUCCACAACUUCUCCCCAGCCUACCAGCAGUAUACCCAGCAAUCCACACAAGAGGUGGUGCAGCCCAGCCAGAAUGGCAAGACAGGCAACGGCAAGGGCUCCAGAAAGUCUGACAAAGUCAUGCUGAUCACCUCCGACGACGAGUUCUAGGGAGCCGUCUGCCUGCCCAGCGGUGUCCUUGUUUGUUUGUCCGCUUUUCUUCGCCACCCCAGGUAAACACUUGUGCUGCACGUGACUUGAGGUAGAAUCUGUGUGCUCGAUUUCCAUCUUGUUUCAUCUGAGUUAGGAAAAUGAACUCUUUACUUUUGUCCUGUUUUUAUGAAUAAUACCCAAAGAUAGGAUCAAGAGGUGGAUGAAAUGAGGAUUUUUAAUUGGCUCGUACGAUGAGGUGGGGUUUGUCUCUUCCCUGCUAGUUAUAAUUCCACAGGAGGGCAGCCUGUCUGUUGAACCAUAUCAGGUAUAGCUGUAACUAUGCAAUUCUUUCCAUAAGUUUAUUCAGGGGUGUCGUGAUCCUGAUUCUGUAUCAGAGUAGCUGUGAAUGAGCUCUCUGGCCACUGAAGUAUGUAGUCCUCUCGGAUUCAUGUCAGUUUCAAAGAAAGGCUGAUUAAUGUGAGACUUCAGGAGCUAGGGAGCCUAGCAAGCAGGCGAUGGCUGGGACUGGCACUUCGGGGACUGUCUCUUGCAUUUGCUUGUUUGAAGUAUUUGCUCAGCAGUUCUCUGUUGGGUUCCCCAACGAACGGAAGAAUUCUUUCAAAGACAUGCUGGCUUUGGAGCAAGCACUUCAAACUGUAGACUUUGACGCUUUGAAAUCCUUUGUAUCUAACAUGCAAUGGACAAAUUGGGGGAUAAGCCAAGCUCCCACCAACUGGAGGGUUAUGGUAUUCUCAUUAAUUUUCUCAGCAUGCGAUAGAGUGUAUAAUUAAGCUGACUCACACAGUGGUUCAACAGCCUUUAAAACAAUCCUACAUGUAUGCAACAUCUGCAGUAUUGUAAAUACUUUCUGUAAUACCUUCUUAUCUGAUGUUCCAGUUUAUUUAGGUGGGAAGUUGUACAGAAAUUACUUGCAUGAUUCAAUUAUAUUAUUAGCAGCUGUUUAAGUUAACAUUUUUGAUAUUUGUGUAAAUGCAUGGUAUUCCAGUAGUAUUGUUUGUGUAAUUUCACAAGCCAGAUUUAUAUCGAGCAUUGAUGGUUUAUGAUUUGUUAAUUCUAUUUUUUGUUUCAAGGAAAAAAGAAUAGUAAUACAGUGUGUACUGUAUCUGGUGCGUAGAGGAACAUAACCCACUAGUUGUGGGCUCAGAUAAUGAUUGUACUUUUUUUAUUAGCUGUUUGGAGACAUGGGAUCAUUUUCUGAUGCCCUUGUGUGCCAAUGAUUGCUGCCUUACAGGGAAAGCAGACAAAGUUGGGAAGUGACCCUUCCGUUGUAGGGUUAUUAUGAAGCUAUGUUGACUGCUAGAUUUGUAUUUGGUUGCAGAUUACAUUUUAGUGUGUCCUUUUUCCUUGUGACAUUUUGCACUCAUGUCAAAAUAAACGAAUAAUUUGAUGUAUA